Molecule: messenger RNA, 2643 nt
Organism: Fraxinus pennsylvanica
Lineage: Eukaryota; Viridiplantae; Streptophyta; Magnoliopsida; Lamiales; Oleaceae
Source: the annotation of a GenBank genome assembly
AUGCAGUGGUGUAGUGGACAUGCUUAUGUUAGUUUACAAUUUUCAUCAAUGCAACUUUGCAGUAAGGUAAUUGAUUCAAGCAACGCUGACGUAGCCGUGAAUCAGUAUCAUGUUUACCCUGGAGAUAUACAGCUUAUGAAAGACCUGGGAAUGGAUGCCUACAGAUUUUCAAUUGCUUGGUCCAGGAUUUACCCUAAUGGUACCGGGAAAAUCAAUCAAGCAGGAAUUAAACAUUACAAUAAUCUCAUCAAUGCUUUACUAGCCAACGGCAUAGAACCCUAUGUGACUAUCUACCAUUGGGACCUGCCUCAAAGUUUGGAAGACAGAUACACCGGAUGGCUUAAUCCGCAAAGCAUAAAAGACUAUGCAGUAUAUGCCGAAACAUGCUUCAAGGAAUUUGGUGACAGAGUAAAGCAUUGGAUUACAUUCAACGAGCCUCAUACUUUUGCUGUACAAGGCUAUGAUAUUGGGCUUGAAGCACCGGGGCGUUGUUCCAUUCUUCUUCACUCAUUUUGCAGGGCUGGAAAUUCAGCAACUGAGCCUUAUAUCGUAGGCCACAACGUGCUUCUUUCACACUCUGCGGCAGUGGACAUUUAUAAGAAAAAGUACCAGCCAAAGCAACGUGGAUCAAUUGGAAUAUCACUCGAUUCCUUCUGGUAUGAGUCGAAAACAAACUCCUCAGAGGAUAUAGAAGCCACUCAAAGAGCAAUAGAUUGGAACUUGGGCUGGUUUUUGGAGCCUCUAAUUCUCGGGGACUAUCCAAACUCGAUGAAAACAAGAGUGGGAAGCCGAUUACCUAGAUUUACGCAGGCCGAAUCCUCCAAGUUAAAGGGCUCCUUUAAUUUCAUUGGCAUAAAUCACUACACAACGUGGUAUGCUAAUGUGAACUAUACCAACAUAAUCGGUGUUGUGCUGAAUGAUUCCCUUGCAGACGCUGGUGCUUUUAUUCUCCCGUUCAAAGACGGAAAGCCUAUAGCCGACAGGGCAAAUUCCAUAUGGUUGUACAUUGUACCUCACGGUAUAAGAAGCUUAAUGAAUUACAUCAAGGAAAAGUAUGGAAACCCUCUUGUUAUAAUCACUGAAAACGGAAUGGAUGAUGGAAAUAGUCCACUUGUUUCCAUUAAGGAUGCUCUUAAGGACACGAAGAGGAUCAAAUACCAUAAUGAUUAUCUCACGAACUUGUUGGCUGCAAUUGUAGAAGAUGGUUGCAAUGUGAAAGGAUAUUUUGCAUGGUCCCUUUUGGAUAAUUGGGAAUGGGGAGCUGGAUUUAGCUCCAGAUUUGGUCUAUACUAUGUGGAUUAUAACGACAAGCUCAAGAGAUAUGCAAAGGAUUCUAUUGAAUUUGUUAAUUUGCUUGGAGCCUUUCUGAAACCUAGGGUUUUGAUUUCGAAAAUUUAUCUUAAGCUUUAUCAGAUCUGUAAAUUGACUUGGGGUUUAGUAGGAAAGAUGGGAGCCAAGCGGCCGUUUCAAGAGGACAACUUUCCGGAGCUUUCUUUCAAGCAAGCUAAACAGCUUGGUUCUAAUAAAAAUUUAAAAUCAUAUGUUGAGGAUUUUCCUUUUCAUAUAACUUCUCCAAAAUCUGAUUUUAUAGGUGAAGCUGAGAGCAACUUUUUUAAAUACCAAUUUGAUGAGAGAAACAGAAAUGCUGACAUCUAUAAUUACUGUGAUAUGGCUCACGAAGAGUUCGAGAUGGACAAGGAGUCUGAGAUGAGUGUACCCUUAUCAUGGGUAGCAAACAGCAGUAUUGACAAAGAUUCUGCUUUCGAGGACAAGUUUUGCUGGUCUCAUUUUCAAGGGCAUUUCGACUUUAGUGUUCCAAGACGACUCCAAGUUCAGUACGAGGAUCCAUAUUCAUUUUUGUUGAAUUGUUCUCCGAGGAAAAAAGUUCCUAUUGGACCAGAUCAUCAGGCUGAAGUUCCACCAUGGGAUCCGAAUGCUGCCAGGAAAGACACUUUAAGUCCCAACUAUGUUGAAAAUGAAAAUGAAGAAAAACUGAUGGGAACUUGUAUUGUCCCAAUGCCUGAUUUAAAGGUUGAUGAGGUCAAAGAAGUACAUCGUCAAGCAGACUGUAGCUGCCUGGACGUGGGCUCCAUACAAUGUGUACAACAACACAUAAAGGAAGCACGAGAAAAGUUGAGAGAUACAAUUGGAGAUGAGAAUUUUGCGAAGUUGGGAUUUUUCUACAUGGGAGAGGAGGUGGCAUCCAACUGGACUGAAGAAGAUGAACAAAUUUUUCAUCAGGUCAUUUAUUCUAAUCCAGUGUCGCUCGGUAAAAAAUUUUGGAAUCACCUUUUUGAAGUGUUCCCUACCCGAACAAAGAAGGAAAUAGUUGGCUAUUAUUUCAAUGUCUUCAUGCUCCAGAGACGGGCUUUACAAAACAGAUCUGAUCUGUUGGCAAUAGAUAGUGAUGAUGAUGAACAAUGGCACGGCACUGAUGGAGGAUUCUAUCAUGCUGGAGAAGAAGAUGAAGACUCUAUAGGCGAAUCUUUUAGUGAUGAAGAUGUUCACAUGGGCAAUAGGGAUGAGUCUCCCUUCGAAAAUGUAAGCAGGCACGAGGAGGGUGAUGGUAAUGCCAUUUUCGUUGAGAACGGGGAAUUUGGAGAUGCUACAGAGUUGGAUAGUAAAAGGGUUCAAAUGCCCUGA